ACGGUUUUAGUAAGGAUUCUACACAAUGUUUGAUAAAUGAGAUCCCACAGUUUGCGUGGAAAGUUGCUUACGCAGUUUUCCGACACUGUUUUGUGCGUAAGCAAGCUUGAUAAAUGAGGCCCCUGGUUCCUGCAGCAGUCUUGUCAUUCUGCUUCCUUCUUGGAGUUCCUGGAAAAAUGUUUGGCAUCAUCCUUAAACCUAACUGGAAGCAUUUAUCCAGUCUGAGCCAGAGUUUGCUGCUGAAUCUGGCCAUCUGUGACCUGCUGGUAAUGCUCGCCCUUCCGGUAUGGAUUUACUCUUUUUUUCCAUGGCUGGAUCUUUGCUGUGGUGGCCUGUAAGCUUUUAGCAUAUACCGAGUACCCCACCAUUUAUGCAGCCUAUUUCUAUGGCUGAAAUUUUCAUUUAAUAUAAUAAUAAGAGUCUGAAACAAAUCUUACCUGUGUUGUUGUUGCUGAUCAUGGAGAUCUGAUGGUAUCUUUAGAACAUGGGGUGUGUACUCUGGAGCAGUUUGUAGUGUGAAACAGCCACCGUGAGAGUAAACUCCUUCAAGUCCAGGGCCAUGGUUCUCAGUUGGGAUGAUUCAAAGGUCAGUCUCUGCCUCUAAAGUUUGAUAUUUAGCAGAAAGCAGCAAGACAUGAAGAGAUUCAUUAACAUAAAUCAGGGUUGGCUGGACUCCGCUUCAGAUUUAGGGUGAGAAACUCAGAAGAAGACACAAAGAACUGCUGAUCCUUUGUAUUAAAAUUAAAUUAAAAUCUCGUCUACACACGUCAUCUAGAAUCUUCUUGCCGUAACUGGCGACAGCCAUGAAAGUCGAAGUGGUGAGAAAGUAACUUUUGUGUUUUGAAAAUGGGCUGCAGUAACCAAAUUUGACCACAAGAUGGCAUUAGUGUUUCAUUCUUAUAUAAUGCACGUUUAAAAAGUUCUGUAUAACAAAGUUUUACUUACAUAGAUUUGUUCAGAUUUAAAGCCAUUGUUUGUUAAAUGAAAGGGCCAAAAAUGCAAAAGUGAUGGAUAAGGUUUCUGUCUCUUUCCAUCUACAAUUUCCUGUUUUUUUAAAAGUUCCUCUUUGGUAUAAAACAAAAGACACGUUUACCACUGUCAGUAGCUCAGAACAAAUCGUCACACAAUGGAUCAACCAAAUUCCACCAUGGCUACUUUCAACUUCACCUCUUCUGCAGGACCUCAUCCUUCCUGGGACUCCAGCGGUCUGGUUCCUGCGGUGAUGUUGUCCCUCGUCUGCGUUUUGGGAGUUCCUGGAAACAUCGCUGUGAUCAUUCUUAAGCCCAACUUUGCGAGAAUGUCCAGUCUGAGCCAGUCUUUGCUGCUAAACCUGGCCAUCUCUGAUCUGCUCUGCCUGAUGACCCUUCCUCCGUGGAUUUAUGCUUUCCUGUACGGCUGGCACUUUGGCGUGGUCGCCUGUAAGCUUCUAGCAUACGUUGAGUGCUGCACCAUUUACGGUAGCCUUCUCACUGUGACCGGACUAGGCAUUCAACGCUACCUUGUUGUCGUGCACCGGCAGAGCUGUCAACAGACUGGACUGCUGCUGGCUCUGCUCUGGCUGGUGUCUUUCACCCUGUCCACUCCGUCUUUGGUGACUCGAAGCGUUAAAAAUCAACUGUGGCCAGACUGUCAAGACCAGUACUCUUCUGAUUCCCAACAGAUAGCUUCACUGAUGACAGAGACCACGUUUGGAUUUCUUUCCUUUAUUAUUGUGGCUUUUUCAUACAUUCAGAUCAAGAGAACUGUUAACCAGUCAGCCUUUUUCAAAUAUCCACAGACGACCAGACUGGUUACCAGCAUCAUCGUAAGCUUAUUUGUCCUGUGGGCUCCAUACCACAUUGUAAACAUUUUGGGUGUGGUUGCCAUUUGCCUCAAAAAUGAAAGCCUUUUGAAGUUUUAUAAAGACACAAAGAACAUUGUAGGAUCGGUAACAUUCACAAACAGCUUCCUGAAUCCAUUCCUGUAUGCUUUUGCAUCUGGUAAAAUCAGCAUGAGCUGUCGAAAACAUAAACCAGUAACGCAAAUGGAAACAAUCUCUCAGGUAACAGAAGUUUCUACAGUUGCAGAACUUUGCCAGUGACAAUAUUUAGAAAUGUCAUUUCUCACUGCGUAAAAGAUGAUGAUGGUGUGGGUUUGGAACAGUUCUUGAAGUUGAAGAAAGUAAGUGCUGGUACUACCAUUAAGAGAGACAGAAUAUUUGUUCUGUAGUUUUGGAAAUGUCAACUGAUAAACUGCACGAAAAAGUGUCGGCAUGUGCGGGUACCAGAAGUUCAAAAUAAAAUCGGUUAUAUGAUGUAAUCAUCUAUUUGUCACAACACGACUUACAUAAUACACAUUUUAAUGAUUUAUUGCGAUGUAAAAAUACUUUUUUUAAUUUAAUUUACCUUUAUUUAUCUUUGCUGUUAAUUACCAAACAGAUUCUGACUAUAAGUUGAACCCAUUUAGUUCCUCUUUGGUUUAGUUUGCAUCUAAACAGGUUCCUGUUGAAGAUGUGUCUUCUCUUUGACAUUUUAGUGUCUACAAUAAAACUUUUAUAUGUCAAUUAGUAUUUCACAGGAAAUGUUGCAGUUCGCUACAGUAGGAAGUUACACAAAUGACAAUAAAGUAUCUUUAAAAAUUAUACUGUGACUUUUAAACAACUUAUUGUUUUAUUUAUUCGCCUGACACAGAAACAGGGUUUCAUUUUGUCUCCUGGAAAGUGUUUCUUCAUAAAUUACUUUAUCUGUUUUAGUCUUUUCAUUGAACUUUUUUCUUUUCUUUAACAUUGAAUUUAAAUUUAAAGCUGGGACUGAGAUCAGUUUUGCUCUUUAUAGAAUGUUUGUUUAUUGAGUUCCUUCUUAAAAAUAGGCAACGACUAUUCAUUCAUUCAUUCUAAAACCCAACUGUUGCUGUAGAGAUGACGUCAACAUUGAUGAUUGUGGUUAUUAUGUAGUGCAUAAACAUCCAGGGCAGACACAACCAGUUGGAGUAAGGAAGUUGUCUCUAUUGUUGUUUCGUUGGACUAGGACAGUACAUUUGUGUGUAAUGCGGUUCCAGGGAUUCACCAGCAGUUAGGUGAUCUGAGUUUGUCUGUAAAACCUACCCUUAGAAACCUUGGAGUUUUCUUUGACAAGGGAAUGUCUCUUGAACAUCACUCAAGGCAGUUAACUAGAAACUGUUUUUACCACUUGAGACAAAUUUCUAAACUCAGAACAAUGGUGUCUAAAGUUGAUCUUGAGUUGAUUAUUCAUGCGUUUACAUCAUCCCGUUUAGACUACUGUAAUAGUUUAUUUUCUUGUCUAAACAAAAAAGAGCUGUCCCGCUUACAACAAGUCCAGAAUUGUGCAGCUAGAAUUCUGACCCGUGACAACAGAAGGGCCCACAUUACCCCCAUUUUAAAAGCUCUUCAUUGGCUUCCAAUCUCAUCUCGCAUCAAUUUUAAAAUUCUUGUGCUGACUUUCAGAGCGCUGCAUGGUCUGGCUCUAUUGUAUGUUCGAGACAUGCUCUGCCCUUACACGCCUUCUCGCAGGCUGAGAUCUCUGCAUCAAAACCUUUUAAUGGUCCCACGUACUCAGUUCAGGACACGAGGAGAUCGCUCAUUCCAGGCCGUCGCUCCUAGGCUCUGGAAUGAGCUACCUCUGUCUUUACGCUCAAUCGACUCAGUUGAUGUUUUUAAGAGCCAAUCUUAAAACCCAUUUGUUUCUCCAGGCAUUUUAAACUUAGUCUCAUUCGGAUUGGUUUUAUUUGACACGAUGUAUAUUGUGGCUGUAUUUUACUGUAUUUAUAUGUUGUUGCCUUUUAACUUGUGAAGCACUUUGUGACCUUUUUGUCUGUGAGAGGUGCUAUAGAAAUAAAGUUACUUACUUACUACUUACUUACUUACUUGUGCUUUUACAAUAGCCUUCUCAAUUUUCUUCUGAAAAUCUUCACAAGGUUUGGUUACUAGAAUUAGGGAACAUCGAGAGCAAAAGCAGAAGAGAUAAAGAGAAAAAACAGAACUUUCAGUCUUUCAACCAAUAAAGAAGGUCUUCUUUUAAUUUUCUGUUUGUUUUUCAAACACAAAAUGUGUGCAGUUGUUUCAGCUGCGUAACCAGUACAAAUUAAAUAAAAAAUCCUUUAACAGUUUACCAAUUUAGUUCUGAUUUCAAGUUAAAGAUCACCUGUUAUACUCCUCAGUGAAAAAAAUUAUGUCAAUAUUUUAUCAACAUUAAAAUAUUUGCCUGUUUCACAACUGUAACAAAGCCUUUCACCAGCAGAUGGCAGGCUAUUUCCAUUUAUAAACCAUUUAUUCAGAACAAAAACAGACAAUAUUUCCAUUCCAGUUUUACCGUAAACUGAUGCAAAUUUAAAUGUGUUCAAAAUUCUAAACUUAUCUUCAAUAAGAACAAGGGCAUAGUCAACAAGUCCCAUUUUUGGUUCUUUUUUAAAACGCAGGAAAGGUUUCUCUUUA
Nothobranchius furzeri (turquoise killifish) is the source of this 4429-nucleotide messenger RNA. Lineage: Eukaryota; Metazoa; Chordata; Actinopteri; Cyprinodontiformes; Nothobranchiidae. The record is from RefSeq and is a predicted model, not a curated record.